AUGGCGGUCGCUGGAACGACAUGCCUCAAAAAUAUCAGAGUAGACUGUGUAUCUUCAUUUGUUGAUAUAAAUGUUUUCAAAAGCAUUCUGUACCUCUCUGAUAUAAUUAAAUCACAAUCUCCUACAAAUGCACCCACAACUACAACUACAACCUCAGCUACAACAACAAAUUCAACUACAACCUCAACUAGAACAACUUCAACUACAACCUCAACUAGAACAACUUCAACUUCAACUGUAGUUUACAGCGUUCCUGCAGACACUUACGAAAUGUGUCAGCAUAAUUACAUCAACACAACUGUCGGUGAAAUAGUCUCCCCGAAUUACCCGAACCAGUAUGGCAACUACCAUGACUGCUGGAUGCGGAUCGUGGUUCCAGAGGGCUAUGUCCUCAUGUUCACUUACUUGCUGUUUGAUUUAGAGUAUCAAAGAUCCUGUAUUUACGACAGCUUCAAAAUCUACGACACUGAUUCUGCGGAUGGGCCUACAUUCUGCGGUACCAACGCCCCGACUUUCACUGUCUCUUCGACCAACGACGUGACCUUAGUCUUCAAGACAGAUGUGAACAUCGUUGACAAUGGUUUUCGAAUUACCUUUGAAAGUUUGGCAAUCUAAUCCGAAUUGGAUCCGAGAAACAUGACGGACUCACUGAGGCUGACUUCGCGCAACACAGAACAACGGCAGAACACGCAUUGAAUCUUUUCUGACGAAGUGAC
Molecule: messenger RNA, 716 nt
Organism: Penaeus vannamei (Pacific white shrimp)
Lineage: Eukaryota; Metazoa; Arthropoda; Malacostraca; Decapoda; Penaeidae
Source: RefSeq, a predicted model, not a curated record